GAGGAACAAUUGAAGACAAAUUUUAAACUAAAGACUAAUUUUCUUAGCAACUUAACUUACUGGGAUAGCGAUAUUUUUCGAAGAACAGCUCGCAAGUAGCUUCAAAGAAGUAGAUUGGAGUCAGGAUCCACAAUAAUAGGAGAAGCAACCAAAGUAGUGGCAACCAUAGAAUGAAUAAAAUGAUUUUCCUCAUUUUUAAACAAUUUGGAACGAGUUUUACCGGAGAUAUCUAUUUUUAAAUGGGACAAAUUAUGUCAAUCGUGGUUUAAAGACAGCAUUUAAGAAUGAAGAAAAUGAGUCAAACAAAUCAACUUGUACCUAUUUGUGGGCUCAGAAAUAUCUAUUAAUUAAUUUUUGUUACCUUUCUAAUUUUGUUGAUUCUUGCCAUUCAUGGUACUCGUUUAUAGUAGGUAUAAAAAAACAUCUUUUCAUUUAGUAAAACAAGACGAAAAUUUCUUCAAGUGUAUCGUUCAGUGUUCUAAAGUUCACUCUACACAAGAUCAAGUAGGCUUUGUGUUCGCUCACUGAGAAAACAAUAGUGUCAAAAGUAAACUGACCGUUGCCUGCAGAAUAAGUUGUUUUGCGUUUUUAGAAGGAUGGACGUUAGAGCCAAACCAGUCCAAAAACUUUCGGUUUCCAACAUCCAUUCUGGAAUUGUUUGUGACAAAUGUGCCACUGAUCCCAUUGAAGGGUUCCGGUAUGCCUGCCUAGUUUGUGAGGGCUACGAUCUGUGCACCGAAUGCUACCAGAAGAAAAGCACCAGCGAAGAUCACCGGGCGUUUCAUCCGAUGUUGCCGAUCCUAGCGCCGGAUGAUCUGGCCAAAGCCUUGAAGAACCUGACCCCAAGCCAAGUCAAGAUCUUCAGCUGUCCGUACUGUGGCGAUGGGGAUUUCGCCAUUGGCAAGCUGGCCGCCCACUGUUUGGAGUAUCAUUCGUACAAGGGUGGCAAAGUUCGAUGUCCGAUUUGCGUUACGUUUUCGGUCCCGGACAAGAAGUGUUGGAUCGCUGAAGAUACUUUGCUGCUGCAUUUGUUGAUGAAUCACCAAAACAAAGAUGGAUAUGUUUUAGACCUGAACGGCAACGAAUGUUCUGUGUGCGUUGAACAAAUAUCCGCUGACGAAAGCAAACAGCUUGUUUGUGGUCACGUUUUCCACGGCAAUUGUAUAAACCGAUGGCUGCGGAACAAAAGCACCUGUCCCAUGUGUCGAAAGGAUGUAGGCAGCAACAGGAACCGGACGACGGAUUCGGAUUCGGAUGAUCUUCACGAAAUUGAAUUUUAACUGCUUAAUUUGUUAGUGAGCCUUCCAAUCGAUAAUCAAU
This is a messenger RNA of Culex pipiens pallens (northern house mosquito), 1320 nucleotides long. Its product is annotated as E3 ubiquitin-protein ligase KCMF1-like. The coding region runs from base 597 to 1280 and encodes 227 amino acids. NCBI's taxonomy places the organism in Eukaryota, Metazoa, Arthropoda, Insecta, Diptera, Culicidae. The record is from RefSeq and is a predicted model, not a curated record. Gene Ontology annotation, molecular function: zinc ion binding. The transcript has 2 exons.